UAAAGGCAACAGACCAAGGCAGGAAGAUCAGUGUUACUCUGACCUUCAACAUGGAUGUACGCAUCUCACUGCUCGUGUUGUUGCUGCUUAACUCGCUCCAGGCUCAAGGUGACAAGAACUGUGUACCACGGAACUACGGGUCUGACAGUGUGGUAUGUGUGUGUGACGCCCACUACUGUGACCUUCCUGGACCAGUGACCUUACCUGACCCAGGUCACUACACCGUUGUGACCUCCUCCAGAGAGGGCCACAGGUUCCUCACAGAGACUCAUGAGUUACAAGACUCACCUGACCAAGGUUCAGCACUGUUGAGAGUGUUGGUGGAGGAACCUGGCCAGACUAUGCUAGGAUUUGGUGGUGCCUUUACUGACUCUGCUGGGAUUAACAUAGCAACUCUCUCUGCCCCAGCCCAGGACCUGCUGAUGAGGUCGUACUUCGGGCCGGACGGUGUGGAGUACGACCUGUGUCGAGUACCCAUCGCUGGUACGGACUUCUCAGUGAGGCCGUACUCGUACGCAGACCUCGUCGAGGACGACCUCCUCCUCGAGUCCUUCGCCCUGGCUGACGAGGACAAACUCUAUAAGCUACCUCUGAUCCAGCGGGCCCAAGAGCUGAGUAGAGGUCUGAGGAUAUUCGCCUCACCCUGGGCACCUCCAGCAUGGAUGAAAACCAACAGGAAACUCAACGAAAGCGGGGAACUGUUGCCUGAGAUGUGGCAGCCUUGGUCCAACUACCUGCUCAAGUUCGUUAAGACGUAUGAGGCUGAGGGUGUCAAACUGUGGGGACUGACUACACAAAACCACGCUGGAGGAGAAGAACCUAUCAAGUGGAACUCACUCUACUGGAAGAGCGAAAACAUGAGGGACUGGAUAAAGGAGAGUCUGGGACCCACCCUGGAGGCCGCUGGUCUGGGACGCCUCAAGGUCAUGGUAGGAGAUGAAAACAGAGACGCUCUUCUCUGGUACGUCCCAGAGAUUUUAUCUGAUGAGGAUGCAGCGAGGUACAUAGAUGGCGUAGCGGUCCACUGGUACACUGACCUGGGCCAUGGACCACAGCUCCUGGACCAGACACACGAGCGCUUCCCUCAUAAGUUUAUCCUAUAUACCGAAGCUUGUAUUGUGCCAGGACUGAUGAUGUGGAAUGACCCGGGUUCCGAAGCAGUGGUCCUGGGCUCGUGGUCUCGCGCUGAGAAUUACGCCAUCAGCAUUAUACAGGUAGUGAACCAUCACGGGUCUGGUUGGGUGAACUGGAACAUAGCCCUGAACCUGGCUGGUGGACCAAACUGGGCCGGUAAUUUGGUUGACGCCCCUAUCAUCAUCAAUGAAGAAGCUGACGAGUUCUACAAACAACCUAUGUUCUAUGUGAUGGGUCACUUUAGUAAGUUUGUUGUAGCUGGGUCUAGGAUGCUGCCCUCCAGUAUUGAGGAGCUGGACUCACACCAGGUCCACACUGCUGCCUUCCUACGACCUGAUGGACCCAUCGUGAUCGUUCUUCUUAACACAGGUGAGGCAGAGCUAGACUUGAGUGUGGAUGUUGCAAGUGAAGGCUACGCCACUUUGCACCUUCCUGCUAAAACAAUACAGACCGUCAUUAUUGCUGGGGAUCACCAGCAAGCCAAGUCUCACUCCAAGACCAAGUUUACCAAGACACAAAGCUCCGACGACGACCGAAGCUAAAUUCUUGAUGCGGUCGUCCUGACGUCAGUAAAGAGAUCAUAACAUUCCCAAUACAAGACCAUCAUUAUUGCUGGGGAUCACCAGCAAGCCAAGUCUCACUCCAAGACCAAGUUUACCACCAAGACACAAAGCUCCGACGACGACCGAAGCUAAAUUCUUGAUGCGGUCGUCCUGACGUCAGUAAAGAGAUCAUAACAUUCCCAAUACAAGACCAUCAUUAUUGCUGGGGAUCACCAGCAAGCCAAGUCUCACUCCAAGACCAAGUUUACCACCAAGACACAAAGCUCCGACGACGACCGAAGCUAAAUUCUUGAUGUGGUCGUCCUGACGUCAGUGGUGAGG
Messenger RNA from Cherax quadricarinatus, 2018 nucleotides. Its product is annotated as lysosomal acid glucosylceramidase-like. Gene Ontology annotation, biological process: glucosylceramide catabolic process. The record is from RefSeq and is a predicted model, not a curated record. Gene Ontology annotation, molecular function: glucosylceramidase activity. NCBI's taxonomy places the organism in Eukaryota, Metazoa, Arthropoda, Malacostraca, Decapoda, Parastacidae.